Messenger RNA from Gigantopelta aegis, 732 nucleotides. Its product is annotated as lithostathine-1-like. Lineage: Eukaryota; Metazoa; Mollusca; Gastropoda; Neomphalida; Peltospiridae. Bases 1 to 732 code for a protein of 243 amino acids. The record is from RefSeq and is a predicted model, not a curated record. Gene Ontology annotation, molecular function: signaling receptor activity. The transcript has 4 exons.
AUGCCGUCACACGCCGAGCCGUGGAUCGACGGUGGGGACGAGGACGACGAAGACGUGUGGAGGUUCGCCGACGGGACUUUGAUGACGUUUAAAUCCUGGCACAGAUCUAGCUACGGGAGGUCGCAACCUGACCACGAUGGAAACUGUGUCCGACUUAAUGGAAUCAAUUCAGAUUGGAGUAACACAACAUCGAAAGUUUGCACACCGACUAGGAGUAACACAACAUCGAAAGUUCGCACACCGACUAGGAGUAACACAACACCGAAAGUUCGCACACCGACUAGGAGUAACACAACACCGAAAGUUCGCACACCGACUAGGAAUCCGUGUCCAACAGAGAAAGGAUACAAAUUCUCCAGCGACCCCCGUCUGUGUUACAGACUUGGGCUGGAUAGAAAGAAUCAUGAUGACGCGAUGGCUGCUUGCCAAAACGAUGGCGGAUUCCUAAUUCGAAUCGACUCACAGAAAAAAAACGACUACGUCGCUCAGCUGUACCAAGAAAAUGUAAUGUCAACGUCCUCGCAGCCGUGGAUAGACGGUGACGACAGUGACAGAGAGAAUGAAUGGAGGUUUACAGAUGGUACGUUGAUGACGUACACACAGUGGAAAUCCGGCCAGCCUAACCACGAUGGAAACUGUCUGCGAAUUCGACUUAAUAAUCAGAAAGUGGAAUGGUGGGACGGAAACUGUGAUCAAAGACUGGAGUACAUUUGUGAAAUACCCACCGCAUAG